This is a messenger RNA of Peniophora sp. CBMAI 1063, 1515 nucleotides long. The record is from the annotation of a GenBank genome assembly. Lineage: Eukaryota; Fungi; Basidiomycota; Agaricomycetes; Russulales; Peniophoraceae.
AUGCGCGUCUACUCGGUCGUUCUGGGAUGCUUUGCAGGGUUAGGCUCGUUCCUGUUCGGGUACGAUACUGGAAUCAUCACCACUAGCAUCGCACAACCCAGUUUCAAAGAUUACAUGCACAACCCGAACCCAGCCUGGACAGGUGCCAUCGUGGCUACCUACAUAGCUGGCGAAGUGAUCGGUGCACUCGCUCAAUCGGCGAUCGGAGAUUCACUCGGCCGUAAGCGCUUCAUGGGGCUGAUGUGCAUCAUUAUCACGUUUGGUACCAGUAUACAAACCGGCGCUCAUAACUUCAGCAUGUUUCUCGCAGGUCGCAUCCUUACGGGCAUAGCCGGCGGUGCGCUCAACGGCACCGUCCCCAUGUACAAUGUCGAGAUCUCGCCUCCAGAGAUUCGCGGGUUCGUUGCUGGGAUGUCUGGAUUGAUGAUCAUCGCGGGAACUUGUACAGCAAACUGGGUUGGCUACGUCUGCGGCUAUGCUGGAUAUGGUCAAUUCCAAUGGUGCUUCCCACUAGCAAUGCAAAUCCCCCCCGGUGUCAUCCUCCUCAUUAGCCUUUGCACCUUUCUCCCUGAGUCACCCCGUUGGCUGAUUCUGAAAGGUCAAGAUGAGCGUGCGUAUAGCACGUUCGCCAAGAUCACAGGAUCAGUUUCGCUAUCGGAGACGCGACACGCCUUCGAAGACAUGCGUGAGCAGGUGUUGUAUGAGCAGCGGCACGAAGUCAAAUCACUCAGAGAGGCCUGGUAUCGAUACCGGAAGCGAGUCUUCAUAGCUAUCGCAGUUACAGGUAUGACACCGCUCACGGGCGUAAGUGUCAUUGCAUACUGUGGGUCGUCACUCCAGUACAAUAUCAUUCGCACUGCGCUUACGCUUCUCUUUCCGGAUAGACCAAACCACACUUUAUCAAGCUUUCGGCAUCGAAGGUCAGACCGUGCUCCUGAUGUCGGCUCUCUACGGUACCGCGGGCUUCCUUGCCAAUGCAAUAUCAGUCCGUCUUGUGGGGUCGGACGCGUUACGAUGCUCAAGGUCGCUCUUCCAUCUGUCAUGGGCAUCCUCAUCUACUCGGCCAUCAUGGGCCACUUCUUCAAUGCGGGCGAGGAUAAGAUAGGAAAGGGUUUCGCCAUUCUCGGCCUUUAUCUCUUCACGUUCACAUACUAUCUCGGCAUUAAUUCCACGACAUGGAUCUACGGCGUGGAAGUUCUCCCUGUUUCCCUCCGCAACAUCGUCACGGGCUGGGCAGCAGCCACCCAUUUCCUUUUCAACAUAAGCGUCUCCGAGGCGGGCCCGACCGCGUUCGCAAACAUCAGGGAGAACUAUUACUAUGUCUUCGCGGCCGCGACAGCAGUAUUCUCGCUCUUCGUGUACGUCUACUGUCCAGAGACCAAGGGGCGCAGCCUGGAAGCGAUUGCGGAGUCCUUCGGAGAUAAGGUUGUCACUUUAGACGAUGCGAAGUCGGAGGUCCCCGUUUACGUCGAGAAGGCUCGGGAUGAGCAGGUCGAGGUAGUGCCGAUAGCCUGA